GAGGCUUUCAUUAUGUUCUUCUCUUAACACUGACCAUAGCCUAUGAUAGGCCUACACACGUGUACACAGACACACACACACACAUUAUGCCUGAUACAGAGAACGCCCACUGUAUCCAUGGAGACCGAGAGACGCGUUUGAAAACAGGAUCACAUAAUCUGCGGAAGUAAGCAGCUUUAUGUGCGACAGCUAAGAACACAACUAUGGAUCUUCCAUUUUUUCUGGGCUUCAAAUGAUAUGACAGUAGGACAAUAACGAUUACAAAGUAUUUUACAAUUUACCAUAUUCGAUAUAAUCUCUAUUGUUAAAUGUAACGUUACAGUAGCUGCCGGUAUCCACACAAACUAUCGACCUAUGAUAUCCUACCUUAGGUACAUUACGUAACUUUACGGUAUAUGUUACAGAAUACGAACAUGUCUUGCUCUUGGGAAAAACGUUUGGCUGAAAAUCUCACCAAUGCUGAUCAUAUGCGUGACACGAGGAAGAGAAUAGAUACGGAUCAUGAGGAGAGACUGCGCAGGCGCGAACGGGACAGGGAAGAUGCUGAGGUAAGGCGAGCGGCUCGUAAAGUUAAGAAGACCCCCUCCGCGUCUGACAAGUUUAAGACCAGAAGUUAUGACAGACCCUGGGCUGUAGGAAAACCAGAGACCAGAAAGACACCAUCCAGCACUUCAGAUAGCAGUAAUACAUCCAGUAGAAACUCAGGAUCAAGGUUGCCAGACAUUACGAACAGAGUCCUGAGGCAGUCUUCAGAGCCAAGGACACCUCAAACAAUAAAGCAACCUCGCAGACACAACAAGCACUCCGGGAAUACAUUUUUGAGUAAGGAAGAUUCCCUUUCAGCUCACAAUAACAAGUGCUUGAGAACAAAGACUAGAAAACCAUUAGUGUCUGGUAGUUCGGCCUGUUACCAAGAAGACCACUUUCAGUAUACCUCAAGCGAGGCAGAAACCUCUCCCAGUGCAUUCGGUCAGAACAAACCUCCCUUGACCCACAGCAGAGAGCCUCCUCACAUGCUUCUCGACGAGCACUUGACCCGGGCCUGGCCUCGCCUGCCCUCACUCGGGUCCAGCUUCUCCUGGACGUCAUCCGAGUCGUCCGACACGGGCCGGCAGAGCUUCUCAAACGUCUGGGACUUGACCGACAGCAGCAGUAGCAGCAGCGGCAGCAGCACCAUUCAGGAGGAGGAGGAGGAAGAGGAGACGGAUGACAGCGGUGGGCCCGAUCGUCGCCACGGCAUCAGCAGCAGCUGCGGCAGCAGCCUCUUCUCUGCCCGCAGUGUCUCCACGGACUCCUGCCUGUCCUCCAACCAGUCGGCAGAGUCCCCUCUGAGCACCCCUUUCUCCUUCAGCAGCAGCAGCAGUUCCACCCCCAUGUCCCUGAGGGGCCCGGUGUUGGACCUCACCCCCAGAAUGAGGGCCUCUUCCCUGGACGCACUCGUCAGGGACCUCCCCUGCCUGGAGCCCAUCACAUCCGAGUCGGAGGAGGAUGAGGAGGACCUAGAGGAGGAGUUGAGUACCUGGCAGGCUGGGCAGCUGGGGCGAGGUUCGGGGGUGGUGAGGUGGAGAGGCCCCCUGUCUCGGCCCUAUCUCGUUCCGCUAUCAACGGCGUCCGCGGCAGUCGCCUCUUCUCGUGGAGGCGCCUACGAGCCUACGAGUUGGGACACGAGCCCUCGCGGAGCGCCGGCGAGAAGAACCCUCGACGGAGAUGCGUACGCCGCCAUGCCAGCGCUGGAGCCCAUCCCUGAAGUCAGCCCUGCCGCCAGCAACACCCCAAUGUUCGCCUCCGCCUCCAGGAACUUCUUCUUAUCACAUCUGGAUCCGCUCGUCAGCGACGGGCCCAUGGGCCUCGAGCCAGUCCCCAGGAACGAACCUCCCCGGCGGGGUCGGCUAAGCACAUCUGGGGCCUCCCCUCCCCAGGCUGGUGGUGCCCAGGGCGGAGACAGCGACGGCGACAGCAGCAUAGAGGGCACAGAGGGUGGCACGGCGACCCCGUCUGGGCCCCGCAGGGUGGCAUCGCGCAUCGAGGCGCUGGCCAUCAUGGACCAGCUGAGCAUGGCGCUGGUGGCCAUGCGGGAGAUGCGGCGGGAGAUCCAGGGGAUCCAGAGGGUCAACGGGCAUGGGAAUGACGUGGAGACGGGCAGCGCCGGCAGCACAGGGAAUACCACCGGGAAUACCACCGGGAAUACCACUGGGAAUACCUCUGGGAAUGGGCAUGGUGCCAACCAGGGGGGUAGCGCCAGCGCAGAUGGAAACACAGCGAGCGCUCCAGAGACCAGAUCACAAGCCGACCCGGAAACACUACGCAGGAUAACGCAGAGUUUGCUGGAGGAGCCUGAUGAGGAGGAGGAGGGGGACCAGUGUCGCAUCUGCCAGUGUGGGCCCAGCUCCCUCACCAACCCCUUGCUCUCCCCCUGCCAGUGCUCUGGGAGCCUGCAGUACAUCCACCACGACUGCCUCAAAAAGUGGAUAGAGACCAAGAUAGAGUCAGGAGCCUACAUGCCCGCAGUGACAACCUGUGAGUUGUGUAAGGGGACUCUAAAACUGGACCUGAAUGACUUUGAUCUCGAGGAGUGUUUUCGUCGGAAUGCACAAGUGCAGAGGGACCGUGGCAGCCCAGACCUGCACCUGUUGUUGCUGCUCCAGGAGCGUUUCUCCGGCCUCAUGGAGGCCAUCCAGGCUCACAACACCGCCGUCGCUCAGGUCAGAGACUUGAGGCAGAGGAGGGAGCGUGGCUCUGACGGAGACAGGGCCACAGGGCAGGGCCGAGGAGCACUCACGCUCACCACCAGGGGCUGGACGUCGUCAGACUCGGAGUCCCAGUCUCCCCUCUGAGGUGUGAGGAUGAAGUUAUUAAAAUGAGUUUGAUAUCUUU
Molecule: messenger RNA, 2874 nt
Organism: Alosa sapidissima (American shad)
Lineage: Eukaryota; Metazoa; Chordata; Actinopteri; Clupeiformes; Clupeidae
Product: serine-rich adhesin for platelets-like
Exons: 9
Coding region: 396-2834 (812 amino acids)
Molecular function (GO): zinc ion binding
Source: RefSeq, a predicted model, not a curated record